Messenger RNA from Alosa sapidissima (American shad), 3069 nucleotides. RefSeq names its product cytokine receptor family member B12 (gene crfb12). Gene Ontology annotation, molecular function: protein binding. NCBI's taxonomy places the organism in Eukaryota, Metazoa, Chordata, Actinopteri, Clupeiformes, Clupeidae. The record is from RefSeq and is a predicted model, not a curated record. The coding region runs from base 398 to 2122 and encodes 574 amino acids. The transcript has 7 exons.
GCAAGUCCAUUUGUGUAUAACAAACCUAGCAGAAUAGAAAUGGGAGUGUUUGAUUCUACUAUACGUAUCUAGUUGUACGUAUAUUGGAAUUUGAGUCCUUUUCAAUCUUGGCAUGUACAUUCCUGCAAAUACUUAAGAUGUUAGUCCUGCUUGGUUUUAUGGCUGUGUGACGUCACAUCAUUCUCGUUGUUGCUGUAGUUGACGACAGCAGCGUAAUUCAAGAUACUUUCUCUUGCCAGCAGGAAUGGAUUAUCAGUUACCAAAAUGUAUCAUCAGUGGGCGAAAGGAAGCUGCACGGGACAGGUCUGAGACAUAUCUGAGUCCAAUGGAGACAGCUCAACAGUCAUCAUGCCUGGUGUGAAACUCUCACCGCAACGGUGUAACCAAGCCUACCGAGAUGUCCUCUCUGGGUGUUCUAUCUGGUGUCGAGGCACUCUGUGGUUUAAUGUGGUUCAUCAGGUGUUGUCUCCCCUCAGAAGGUGCUCUCUCCAGCCCACGAAACCUGAAAGUGGAACUACUGGAUUUUCAUGCCAAGGUAAUGUGGGAGUCGGCUCCAGGAAACCCAAGCGACACUGCAUACGUGCUGGAACUUCAAGAGUUCGGGAAAAAAUGGACCAAAAUUGAAAAAUGCAAGACUAUGAUGAUUUGUGAUUUGGAUGACUUUGGAACCUAUGAUGACCUAAAGAACUACUUUAUUAGAGUGAAGGCGGUUUGGGCACAUGAAAGCUCUAACUGGACAAACGCCUCCUCUUUUCAGCCUUACAGCGAUUGUCAGUUCAGCCCUCCUUUAUUAAAUGUGAUGGUUCAAGAGGGAUCCAUCCUUGCUGACAUUCAUCACCCUGUCACAAAAAAGGUGAAGGAACUAGAGUUUGCUCUAUACCUCUAUCGGAAUGUCUCUGGACAGAAAACAGAGGUGGCACGGAAAAUAUCAGCUCAAGGUGCUCUCUCUUUUCCCAACCUACCUCCUGAUCGCUACUGCCUAAGGGCUUCUGUGCAUAACGACCAGAAAGAUCAACUGUUUGCAGAGGAAUGUAUUGUCGUCCACCCAGCAGAUGAAUGGACUCCUAUGAGAGUGGCACUGGGUGUGUCCUUCCUUUUGGUUCUUCCUGUUGGACUGAUUCUAAUCUUUGUAUUGUGCUACCUAUGGCCCAAAUACCUCAAAACUCCACAGGCUCUGAAAGUCAGACCUGGGGAGUCCAAAUUGCUGGAGGUCAUUCCCGACAAGACCAGAGCUGUGGUGAUCUCACACCUGAUAUGGGGCGAAACAGACGACUGCGUGUCGAAAUGUGAAGAAGACAACAGCUCACUAGCCUUUAACCACAAGACAGACUCGACCUGCAUCAGGGACAUGAGCUCUGAAGGGGAGAUCUGUCUGCCACCUGAGGAAGAGGAUGAUGAUGAUGAAGAUGAUGAUAAGUGCACUGGUAGCCUUCGUCACUCUGCUGGUUAUGGGCUGGAGCCGGACAGCAGUGAUGAGGGAGCCCCUGUGGAGGAAGCAUCGUCACACGCCGCCGCCCGUGUACCCGAGACAGAAGAGUAUGAAGAAAAUGAACAUCCAAGUCAAUACAUGGAGAGACUGAUGAUUGGUGCACAGUGGCAGGUCCAUGUCCCAUUAGACUCUUUAAACAGUCAACCAGCCAGGAGUUCAGACCGCCUAGAGUUCAUAGAAGAAACAGCAGAAACACCUCCAAAUAUUUCAUCAGACAGCCUAGAGUCCAUAGAAGAGGAAGCAGAAACACCUCCAAACAGCUCAUCAGGCUAUGAACCCAGGCAAAUACCUCCAAACAGCACAUCAGGCUAUGAACCCAGGCAAAUACCGCCAAACAGCACAUCAGGCUAUGAACCAAGGCAAAUACCGCCAAACAGCACAUCCGGCUAUGAACCCAGGCAAAUACCUCCAAACAGCACAUCAGGCUAUGAACCCAGGCAAAUACCGCCAAACAGCACAUCAGGCUAUGAACCAAGGCAAAUACCGCCAAACAGCACAUCCGGCUAUGAACCCAGGCAAAUACCUCCAAACAGCACAUCAGGCUAUGAACCCAGGCAAAUACCUCCAAACAGUUCAUCAGGCUAUGAACCCUGUCCAUUGAUCUGCUAUAACAGUGAUGAAGGUAGCCAGUGAGUUCAAAUGUGAACCGCAUCGCACCCAUUGUGGAUCCUGUUAUAGUUCCUAUCUCAAUAGGAGUGAUUGCAGGACUGUCUUAUGUCUGGUGCACAGACCGCUACUACCAAAGGCUCUCUGUUUGACACUUUGUGCCUCUCUGCCCAGUGAGUGUUGGCCACAGCGUGCCGGACUCUCUGGAGAUCUACACCUGCCUCUCACCGCAGUCUUCCUCACAAGUACCCUAGGAGAACCCAGACAAACCUGUUAGCAAAUUUGAAUUUGCUCUGCAGGUCCGUCUGGCAAGGAUGCCAUUGGCCCCCAUUUCCAAUGGUACAAAAACCCAGGCACCAAUCACAGUGGCUUAUCCAGCAUGGGCCAGGUUUUCUAUGAUGACAGAUAGAGCAGUGCUCUAAAAGUAAAGCAACUGAUGGCUGCACUGAUAGCCACAGGGCUAAACAGAUAUGGACAUGCAUUUUUUUUUUAAUUGAGUAAACAACUGCAUUUAAAACAUUCGUUUACAAGAAAGAUUUUUUAUUGCUGCUCUUCUGAAAUGAUUUUAAUGCGCCAAUUUAAGUUUAUUUUCACUGCUGUUUAUGGCCGUGGAAGUCGUAUGUCAAUGAAGCCUUUCUAGAAUCUCUCUCAAUCUCAAUGGAGAUUUGAAAGGUGGUCUGGUGAUAAUGUACUGCACUGACAUCACCAAGUUGCACCCAGCUGCUUCUGGAGCGUCUUACCAACAUUGGAGUGCAGGGCAGUGUUUAUCAAUGGUUCACCUCCUAUCUCUCUGGCAGGACACAGCUUGUCCAGAUUUUGGUCCAGUGAAUCCACUGCCCAGUUUAAAAAGGAACUGAAAACCUUUCUUUUUAGACUAGCCUAUGGACUGUGAUAUGGCUAAAUGGACUAUAUAUAUUAUAUAUAUAUAUAAUUUUUCUCCUUUUUUGAUGUAUAUAUAUAUAUUUUCCUUCUAU